Molecule: messenger RNA, 1524 nt
Organism: Scedosporium apiospermum
Lineage: Eukaryota; Fungi; Ascomycota; Sordariomycetes; Microascales; Microascaceae
Exons: 3
Coding region: 1-1524 (507 amino acids)
Biological process (GO): regulation of gene expression
Cellular component (GO): nucleus
Molecular function (GO): protein binding
Source: RefSeq, a predicted model, not a curated record
AUGCCCCUCCUCUACCAACGCAACAUCAAAUAUGGCAAAUGCUCAGGUCUCAAGGCGCAGCUUACUCCUUUGGAAACAAAACAUCCCAUAGGACGCUUCUUCGCCGAAAUGGAGGAGGAUCUAGAAGAAUAUAACCACCCUUCUCAGCUAACUACGCCGGAUGGUCUGCCAAUGCCGGUGACUGAGGAGAUCGCUAUCCGCGAUGCAGUCAUCGGCCAAUUUGUAAAGCACGGUGCCAAUCUCGAUGCCCUUGACCAGGUCAAAUAUGGACAAGACAUGUCCCUCCUGCAUGGCAAUGCGAUGGCGCGAAAUGCACCAAGUACGUUCCUUCUGGUAAAGCACGGCGCGGACAUCCAUGCUACCAGCCGUUACGACAAGCGCACGGCACUUCAUUGGGCCGCGGUCGGAGGUUGCGCGAAGAUCAUUCGCUUCCUGAUUCAAAAGGGAUCAGAUGUGAACGCGCGGGAAUGGGAGGAGCGGACACCGCUGCACUUCGCAGCGCAAGAAGGUCAUGUCACUGCCAUUCGAAUCCUAGUUGAGAAUGGGGCCGAUAUCAACGCGCAAGAUGAGGAAGGGUGCACUCCGCUGCAUCUCAUGAUGAUGAAUGGCAAGCCGGCACCGGAUUCAUGGUGUAUCCCGGCGCUGAGGGCGAUGUUCGAGCUUGGCCCGAAUACCGAGCUUGGAAUGUUUGAGGAUAACAAGACAGCGCUCCAUGUUGCGAUUCUGAAUGAACGAGACAUGGACUUUAUGGAAGCGCUGCUGGAGUCGGGUAUGGAUCUGAAUUCUCGGACGGUGGAGGGACGGACGCCGCUCUCUUGUUGUGUGGAAAGGGGGGAUAUGAAGACGCUCAGGAUGUUGGUCGAAGCGGGCGCGGAUGUCUGCACGAGGGACGAGGAGGGGCGCUCCCUUCUCCAGAUUGCUCUUGAAGAUGAAGAUCGCGCGUAUGGGUGCUUGCCUACACUUCUGGAGGAGGGCCUGUUUACGCUGGACUCAGAUGCUGGGGAUGGAAAGACAUUGGCGCAGGCUCUUAAGGAGCGGGGCUGGGUGCUGCGUCAGAGAGACGACCACGCCGUGGCUGCCGUGCUCCAGGAUUGUGCUGUCAAGACCUGGCCCUACAAGCUCGUGUCCUGGGUGUUGGAGACCCUUCUUAAGGAGCCUAACGGGGCAUUCAACCUCCAGACGCUGACUCCCGUGCUUCACCUCCAACGGCGAUGUUGUAAGGCCCAUGAGAAAUCCUCUUGCAUCUCGCUAGAAAGGAAUGCAAAAGCAAUACAGAAGGAGCGCUGGCAUGAGUCAACGACGAGUGGAGGAUGUUCUGGAGGUCCGGGUUCUGUUUGCUGCCUCGAUGUGAAUAAGGCCUACAGCAGGCCUCCCAGGCAGUGGCAGACAAAUAUCAUCGGCCGCUCAUUCUACCCGCGUCAGUAUCAUCGCCAGUUCUACACAGCUGCUAGCACCUACCGUAUCAUCAUCCUCUCGGUACGACCAAGAGAGGUCAGUGGAUUCCAGGCGUGGUUAGCUAUUUGA